Molecule: messenger RNA, 2534 nt
Organism: Gadus macrocephalus (Pacific cod)
Lineage: Eukaryota; Metazoa; Chordata; Actinopteri; Gadiformes; Gadidae
Gene: fkbp10b
Product: FKBP prolyl isomerase 10b
Exons: 10
Coding region: 191-1894 (567 amino acids)
Molecular function (GO): calcium ion binding; peptidyl-prolyl cis-trans isomerase activity
Source: RefSeq, a predicted model, not a curated record
UCCCCCUCCAGCCCGACCCACUGCUCCCCCUUCAGCCCGACCCACUGCUCCUCCGCACAGUCUGCAGCCGACUUUCCCGAGGUGCCUGCGUAGUUAUCCGGCACUACCCCCCACACCAUCGAUGCAACUCUAAACUCCUUUAAAUUUAGUAGGUUUUGUUUUAAAUUUGGUUUUAUAUUUAUAUUGCAACAUGUUCGCCGUGUGCGUUUUGAUUUUGGUGCUCAAUGCGCUGUUUUGCGUGGAGUGCAACCCAAGUCCCGUCGGAGAUGUAGUCGUGGAGAGGUAUUCAACGCCUGCGGCGUGUCCCAGAGAGGUGAAGAAUGGAGAUCAUGUUCGGUAUCACUACAACGUGACUCUGCUCGACGGGAAAACAUUCGACUCAAGCCAUCAAAAAGGAGUACCCAAGGUUGGACUGAUCGGGGAAGGCCGUCUGAUCGCAGGCAUCGAGAAGGGGAUCGUGGGCAUGUGCAUCAACGAGCGCAGGAAAGUCACCGUCCCUUCACACCUGGCCUAUGGCGCUGCCGGUGCAGGUGAUGUGGUACCUCCAGAUGCCACCCUGGUGUUUGACCUUCAUCUGUUGGACCUGUGGAACAACGCUGACAUGGUGGUCACCAAAACCAUCUCCACCCCCAAAGACUGCCGCCGCUCCAUCAUGCGCACCGACUUUGCUCGCUACCACUUCAACGGCACGCUGCUCGACGGCACGCUCUUCGACUCCAGCUACGCCCGCGAGCAGACCCACGACUCCCUGGUGGGCGAGGGCUGGCUGAUCAAGGGCCUGGACGAGGGUCUGCUGGGCAUGUGUGUGGGAGAGAUCCGCACCGUGGUUAUCCCUCCCUUCAAAGGCUACGGAGAGAAGGGACUGGGCCAGGAGGUGCCGUCCCAGGCCACCCUGAUCUACAGCAUCCUGCUGGUGGACAUCCACAACGCCAAGGACAACAUCACGGUGGAGAACCAGGUGGUUCCUGAGUCCUGCACGCGCAAGUCGGUGGUCGGAGACUACAUGCGCUACCACUACAACGGAACCUUCCUGAACGGGGUCACCUUCGACACCAGCUACCAGAGGAACACCACCUACAACACCUACAUCGGCAUGGGCUACGUCAUCACCGGUAUGGACCAGGGGCUCCUCGACGUGUGUGUGGGCGAGACCAGGAGGGUCAUCAUCCCGCCACACCUCGCCUACGGCGAACAAGGAGCCGGCAAGGACAUCCCUGGCUCUGCCGUGCUGGUCUUUGACGUGGACAUCAUCGACUUCCACAACCCCAAGGACAACAUCACCGUGGAGAUCAUCUCCAAGCCAGAGAUCUGCAACGAGACCAGCGACGCCAACGACCUCAUCCACUACCACUACAACUGCUCCCUCAUGGACGGCACCCUGCUGUUCGCCUCAGGGAACUACGAGAACCACCAGGAGGCGCUGCUGGGAGCCGACAAGGUGAUCGACGGCCUGGACCAGGGCCUGAGGGGCAUGUGUGUCGGGGAGAAGAGGGUGGUCACCGUACCCCCCCACCUGGGACAUGGAGAGAAAGGAGCCACCGGAGUGCCGGGCAGCGCGGUGUUGGUGUUUGAGCUGGAGCUGAUAGACCUGGCGAAGGGUGUCCCCCCCGGAUACCUGUUCGUCUGGCUGGGAGAAAGCCCCCAGGAGCUGUUUGACUCCCUGGACAUGAACAAGAACAAGGAGGUGCCUGAGGAGGAGUUCGGAGAGUUCAUCAAGCUGCAGGUGGCAGAGGGCAAAGGUCGCAUGAAGCCCGGCAUGGACCCAGAGGAGAUCAUCGCCGACAUGUUCAAGAACCAGGACAGGAACCACGACGGGCUGAUCACCCCCGACGAGCUGAAGCUGAAGGUGGAGGAGGACCAGGAGCGAGAGGCCGCCCAACACACCGAGCUGUGAUGCGUGGAAACAGACAACAAACAUACCAACAAGUGUAACAAGAAGACCGGAAAGAACAAACAGAAGAAAGGUCGGAAAGAACAAUCAAACAGAAGAUGUAUCAGAAAGAACAAUCAAACAGAAGAUAUAUCAGAAAGAACAAGCAAACAGAAGAUAUAUCAGAAAGAACAAGCAUACAGAAGUAAGAUCGCAAAGAACAAGCAAACAGAAGAAAGAUCGGAAAGAACAAGCAAACAGAAGUAAGAUCGCAAAGAACAAGCAAAAGGAAGAAAGAUCGCAAAGAAAAAGCAAACAAAAGAAAUAUCAGAAAGAACAAACGGACGGACAAUGAAAUGUGCGCAUCCUCUCUCAGGGACAAAGCCAAACACCUUUGAAACAUUUUAUGACUGACUUUAACUUCAAGGUUCUUUUUUUCCAUUUAGCAUCAUUAAAGCAACACAUUUGAAAGUUUUGUUUGUAAUAACGAGAGAAAAUAUUGAAAGUAAUUAUUUUGGAAACUUUUUUUUAUUUCUGUGUUGUGUGAUUGGUUGUGUUUGAAACAGAGUUUUAAGUAAGUGCAUUGACUUAAAUUAAUCUACCGAACAAGCCCCUAUUGUUAUCGUCCGUGACGUUUGUAAUGUUAAAAUGUUUUUAAGAAAAA